This is a messenger RNA of Echinops telfairi (small Madagascar hedgehog), 315 nucleotides long. RefSeq names its product small nuclear ribonucleoprotein E-like. Gene Ontology annotation, molecular function: RNA binding. Lineage: Eukaryota; Metazoa; Chordata; Mammalia; Afrosoricida; Tenrecidae. The transcript has a single exon. The record is from RefSeq and is a predicted model, not a curated record. Gene Ontology annotation, cellular component: U2 snRNP; U4 snRNP; precatalytic spliceosome. Bases 1 to 315 code for a protein of 104 amino acids. Gene Ontology annotation, biological process: spliceosomal snRNP assembly; mRNA splicing, via spliceosome.
AUGCAGCUCAGUGUGGUCGCUCUGAGUUUCCACAAUGGCAUACUAUAUGGGCAGGGCCAGAAAGUGCAGAAGGUGAUGGUGCAGCCCAUCAACCUCAUCUUCAGAUACUUGCAAAAUAGAUCCCGGAUUCAGGUGUGGCUCUAUGAGCCAGGGAAUAUGUGGAGAGAGGGCUGUAUCAUAGGCUUUGAUGAGUAUAUGAACCUUGCAUUAGAUGAUGCUGAAGAGAUUCAUUCUAAAACAAAGUCAAGAAAACAACUGGGACAGAUCAUGCUAAAAGGAGAUAACGUUACUCUCCUACAAAGUGUGUUCAACUAG